Messenger RNA from Aethalodelphis obliquidens (Pacific white-sided dolphin), 2604 nucleotides. Its product is annotated as 52 kDa repressor of the inhibitor of the protein kinase-like. Lineage: Eukaryota; Metazoa; Chordata; Mammalia; Artiodactyla; Delphinidae. The record is from RefSeq and is a predicted model, not a curated record. Gene Ontology annotation, molecular function: protein dimerization activity.
GGGGAAGGCUGGGCCAGCCGGCGGGCAGACGACGAUGCCGAACUUCUGCGCGGCCCCCAACUGCACGCGCAAGAGCUCGCAGUCGGACCUGGCCUUUUACAGGUUCCCGCGGGAUCCAGCCAGAUGUCAGAAGUGGGUGGAGAAUUGUAGGAGAGCAGACUUAGAAGAUAGAACACCUGAUCAACUAAAUAAACACUAUCGAUUGUGUGCCAAACACUUUGAGACGUCUAUGAGCUGUAGAACUAGCCCUUACAGGACAGUUCUUCGAGAUGAUGCAAUACCAACAAUAUUUGAUCUUACCAGCCAUUUGAAUAAUCCACACAGUAGACCCAGAAAACGAAUAAAAGAAUUGAGUGAAGAUGAAAUCAGGCCACUGAAACAGAAAAAAAUUGAUGAAACUUCUGAACAGGAACGAAAACAUAGAAAUAACAGCAAUGCUCAGAACCCCAGUGCACAAGAAGGGGGUGAAGAGCAGGGUGAAGACAUUUUACCUUUAACCCUUGAAGAGAAGGAAAACAAAGAAUACUUAAAAUCUUUAUUUGAAAUUUUGAUUCUUACAGGAAAACAGAACACACCUCUGGAUGGACAUGAAGCUGAUGAAAUCCCAGAAGGUCUCUUUACUCCUGAUCACUUUCAAGCCCUGCUGGAGUGCUGGAUCAAUUCUGGUGAAGAGGUUCUGAGAAGGCGCUUUGAGACAACAGCAGUUAACACAUUGUUCUGUUCGAAAACACAGCAGAAACCGAUGCUAGAGAUCUGUGAGAGCUGCAUCCGGGAAGAAACCCUCAGGGAGGUGAGAGACUCUCACUUCUUUUCCAUCGUCACUGACGAUGCGGUGGACAUAGCAGGGGAAGAGCACCUGCCUGUGUUGGUGAGGUUUGGUCACAACCUGAGAGAGGAAUCUGUGGGCUUCCUGCCUUAUGAAGCUGAUGCAGAAAUUCUGGCUGUGAAAUUUCACACUACGAUAACUGAGACGUGGGGAUUCAACAUGGGGUACUGUUGUGGCCAGGCUUACACUGUGUCCAGUGGAUUUUCUUCCAAAAUGAAAGUUGUUGCUUCUAGACUUUUAGAGAAAUAUCCCCAAGCUAUGUACAUACUCUGCUCUUCCUGUGCCUUAAAUAUGUGGUUGGCAAAAUCAGUGCCUGUUAUGGGAGUAUCUGUCACGUUAGGAACAAUUGAGGAAGUUUGUUCUUUUUCCCAUCGAUCACCACAACUGCUUUUAGAGCUUGACGAUGUAAUUUCUGUCCUAUUUCAGAACAACGAAGAAAGGGGCAAAGAACUGAAGGAAAUUUGCCAUUCUCAGUGGACAGGCAGGCAUGAUGCUUUUGAAAUCUUAGUGGACCUCCUACAAGCACUUGUUUUAUGUUUAGAUGGUAUAAAUAGUGACACAAAUGUUAGAUGGAAUAACUGUAUAGCUGGCCGAGCAUUUUUACCCUGUAGUGUAGUAACAGAUUCUGAUUUCAUCGUUACCAUUGUUGUUCUUAAAAAUGUUCUAUCUUUUACAAGGGCCUUUGGGAAAAAUCUUCAGGGGCAAACUUCUGAUGUCUUCUUUGCAGCCAGUAGUGUGACUGCAGUGCUACAUUCACUAAAUGAAGUGAUGGAAAAUAUCGAAGUUUAUCAUGAAUUUUGGUUUGAGGAAGCCACAAAUUUGGCAGCCAAACUUGAUAUUCAGAUGAAACUCCCAGGGAAAUUUCGCAGAGCUCAGCACAGUAACCUGGAAUCUCAGCUAACCUCUGAGAGUUACUAUAAAGAAACUCUAAGUGUUCCAACAGUGGAACACAUUAUUCAGGAACUGAAAGAUAUCUUCUCAGAACAACACCUCAAAGCUCUUAAAUGCUUACCUCUGGUACCCUCUGUCAUGGGACAGCUUAAAUUCAAUACAUCAGAGGAGCAUCAUGCUGACAUGUACAGAAGUGAUUUACCUAAUCCUGACACACUCUCUGCUGAGUUGCAUUGUUGGAGAAUCAGGUGGAAACGGAAAGAUAUAGAACUUCCAUCCACUAUUUAUGAAGCCCUUCAUCUGCCAGACAUCAAGUUUUUUCCUAAUGUUUAUGCAUUGCUGAAGGUCCUAUGUAUUCUUCCUGUGAUGAAGUUUGAGAAUGAACGCUAUGAAAAUGGGAGAAAGCGUCUCAAAGCAUACCUGAGGAACACUUUGACAGACCAAAGGUCAAGUAACUUGACUUUGCUUAACAUAAAUUUUGAUAUAAAACACGAUUUGGAUUUAACGGUGGGUACAUAUAUCAAACUCUACACAAGUAAGUCAGAGCUUCCUACAGAUAAUUCAGAAACCAUUGAAAAUACCUAAGAGACUUUUAAAAUAGGCUUUCUCUUAUAUUUGAUAUUUGAAAAAAUCUGUAAGAAAUUUGAAAAUAUCUUACAGAAAAGUUGUAAGGUGUACGUAGGCCACUUAAUCACUGAAUACCUUGACCUGUAGGCCUCCCAUUGAGUACAUUAGUCAUUGAUAAUCUUCCUGUUUAAAUGGCCCGUUUGAAGUCCCAUGCUUUGGAGACCUAACUGUUCUUCCAGAAGAUAGCAUUGAAAGUACCAUGCUACACUCUGUGUGAUCUCUGCUAAUGGUACUUUGAAAUUGUAUUAGUUAAGUCAUUU